Dioszegia hungarica is the source of this 1860-nucleotide messenger RNA. Its product is annotated as putative methionine aminopeptidase 1. NCBI's taxonomy places the organism in Eukaryota, Fungi, Basidiomycota, Tremellomycetes, Tremellales, Bulleribasidiaceae. Bases 1 to 1860 code for a protein of 619 amino acids. Gene Ontology annotation, cellular component: cytoplasm; protein phosphatase 4 complex; nucleus. The transcript has 4 exons. Gene Ontology annotation, molecular function: protein phosphatase regulator activity. The record is from RefSeq and is a predicted model, not a curated record. Gene Ontology annotation, biological process: protein dephosphorylation.
AUGGCGCUCCCAGCGAAGUCUGAGGCGAGUCUGGAGGAGGAGAUACCCUCACACGACCCAGUCCUGCAGCGGCUAGCGAAGAGCGAUACCUUCGACUCUGACUGGGCUACGCUGCGGCAUCACCUACACCUCGCUCUCCUCUCGUGCCCCCCGCUCUUCAACUCACUCCCACAACCCCAAAGAUACUCCUUCCCGCCCAACACCCCCCUCAAGCCCGUCCGGUCGUCCCCCACAACUUCACCCUUAACCCCCAAGGCACCAUCACCUUCCGGAUCGGCCCCACCCUCCUCGUCCCUUCGCCUCUCUACCACAGCCUCGGCCUCCCCCUCCUCAUCUCCCUUGUCCGCCUCAGACGAACCAUCCACACUAGGUGGACUGGUCAUCCCCCCCUUUCCCCCUCUGGAUCCAGAACGGCGGAAUCAGCGCAAGCUCUCGGCGGGGAUUAUCGGUCCGGUGCCGCCUGCGGUUGCUGCGCGAGUGAAUGGGAGCGCUAGUGGGCCAGGUGGAUUGUCGGCGAGAGGAAAUGUGUUUGAGGAUGAGUGGGACGAGGCGGUCGUCAUCGGUGGGAAGAAGCUGCCGGGGUGGUUGGGCGAGGAAGAGGGAAAGAAGGAAGUGGAUAGGGUUGGCAAGAUGAUUGAUGAUUUAGCAGAACCUCCAUUCACUAUACAACGCUUAGCCGAGUUGCUGCUCAACCCGACCAAACAACACUCAACACUCGGCAAGUUCCUCCGCGCCCUCGAGAAGAACCUCCUCGUGACCACUCCCUGGUCCGCGCCGUCCUACAUCCCCGUCCCCCCAUCUACCUUCUCCGGCUCGCGCGGCCUCUUCGGCCCCACCUCUUCCCCCUCUUCCACCUCUUCAUCAUCCGCCUCACCGUCCGAUACCAGCUCCACCAUGCCGGUCGGAUCAACAACCCCCAUGUUCUCCCCGAUCCCAUUCCUGGUCCGCCCCCCGAUAGACGGCGGGGACAGUAUGGACAUUGAUAUGGAUGGUGCGGGUGAUGAGGGUAAAGGGGCGGCGCAGAAGGGUCUCUUGAAGGCGGAUGAGAUCGUGAGCCCGCUCGUUCUGGAUCGGAAGGAGCUGGAAGAGACGCGAGAGGAGGAGAAGGACGUUCAAGCGUCUUUGCUGGAAGUGCCGACCGAGUCUUCGUCCUCGGCCAACAAUGCGGGAUCGGGCGGUCGCAGUCCGACGCCAGAACCGGAAGAUCACAAUACUCGAUCCGAAGCACCUUCCGUAUCUUCUACGACAUCCGCAUCUGUAUCAUCCGAUCCUACCCCGGCAGCCAUACCCGUCCUCACCGGCAACGAAUCCUCUGAUCCCGCACAUCAGCCAUACCUCGGCCGCGUCGAUGAACUCGAUACCGGACCGAUCACUUCCCUCCCUUCCCACUCUUCCGCUUCCGCGUCCUCUUCAUCGGCUUCCAAAUCCCGCUCCGAAGGCGAUAGCGAUAGCGGCAACGGCGGCGGCAGCGGCGGCGGUAGAGAGCAAGAUGAUAGCAUGGGUUCAGGCUCAGGGACGGGUGAAGGGGGAAAUAUGACACCGCAUGGGAUGUCAGAAAGGCCGGUACCUAUCUCGGCGACGACGACUGUGCAGAGUAAGGAGGAGGAAGGGGCGGGGAGGAAGGUGGCGGGAUUGCCGAGGACAAAGUCGGUUUUGAGUUUGAGUGAGCGGUUUGCGGCUGCUGAAGCGACCGGGGAGGGGGAGCGGGAGGAGGCGGGAGCGGAAGAUGUGGACAUGGGAGAGGAGGGCUCGGCGGCGAACACGGACGGGGAGGUGGUCAAGCCGGCGGGCCAGGAGGCGGAGGGCCAGACCACGGAGGAGAAUGGGGAAGAGAUGGGCACCAAGCCUGAAGGGUCAUGA